This is a messenger RNA of Pleurotus ostreatus (oyster mushroom), 657 nucleotides long. RefSeq lists its product as uncharacterized. NCBI's taxonomy places the organism in Eukaryota, Fungi, Basidiomycota, Agaricomycetes, Agaricales, Pleurotaceae. The transcript has a single exon. Bases 1 to 657 code for a protein of 218 amino acids. The record is from RefSeq and is a predicted model, not a curated record.
AUGGGACCGUUCUUCACAAACACGAAGAAAUCCAAGGCGAAGGGCAGUACAUACAGCAGGAUAAACGACGACGGCGCUCAAGACGUUCGGACUUACAAUACCGACACUACUUCCGCUACUUUGUCUCAACGACUGGUAAACACCACUGACGCGAGAUACCAACCUGAAAUGACCAGAGCGAUGAAGCGUGCGAUCGAUGCGGAGGAUCCAUUCGCUAGUCCAAACGACCCUCCGACCCUCCCAUUCGGUUCGUCUUCCUCGAAUUCGAAGUUGCAGUCCGUCAGUGGGGAAACACCUCCGGACGUCCAGGGAAAUCGCCACCAAGUUACGAACACCCCAUUCCAUAGCCCUUCCGUUCAUGGGCACGUCCAAUCGACGAGCACGACGACGAGCGCCGUUUCCACGAACAGCCGUAACGCGCGAAGCUUUAUGGUAGAAGGCAGCGACAAUAGGUUCCUGUAUAACGAUGGGAGCGAAGGCGACUUGAGGGACCACUGGUGUCGCGAAGGGUUGAUAGCGAAGCUCAGCAAGAAGGAAGGCCUUGAGAGCCCUGAGGCAGUUUGGAGAGCGAGAAUUCUGGCGAAGAAAUAUGCUCGAGAGCAACGAAAGAGUGACGGCUUCGGGGUUCCCUGGGGUGAGAAGGAGGGUAAUGAGUAA